Molecule: messenger RNA, 2421 nt
Organism: Dipodomys spectabilis (banner-tailed kangaroo rat)
Lineage: Eukaryota; Metazoa; Chordata; Mammalia; Rodentia; Heteromyidae
Product: protocadherin alpha-2-like
Exons: 2
Coding region: 1-2421 (806 amino acids)
Biological process (GO): homophilic cell-cell adhesion
Cellular component (GO): plasma membrane
Molecular function (GO): calcium ion binding
Source: RefSeq, a predicted model, not a curated record
AUGACAUCUGUGAGACCCGGCCUACCCGUCAGGGAAUGUCUGCUGCUCUCCUUACUGCUCCUCUGGAAGACAGGGAGCGGCCAGCUCCACUACUCGGUCCCCGAGGAGGCCAAACACGGCACCUUCGUGGGUCGCAUCGCGCAGGACCUGGGGCUGGAGCUGACGGAGCUGGUGCCGCGCCUGUUCCGGGUGGCGUCCAAGGGCGGCGGGGACCUUCUGGAGGUAAAUCUGCAGAAUGGCAUUUUGUUUGUGAAUGGUCGGAUCGACCGGGAGGAGCUGUGCGGGCGCAGCGCGGAGUGCAGCCUGCACCUGGAGGUGAUCGUGGACAGGCCGCUGCAGGUGUUCCACGUGGAGGUGGAGGUGAAGGACAUUAACGACAACCCGCCGGCAUUUCCAACGACUGUAAAGACUCUUCGGUUUCCGGAAUCAAAGUUGCUUGACUCCAGGUUUCCUUUAGAGGGAGCAUCUGAUGCAGACAUUGGAGUAAACGCUCUUCUUUCCUACAGACUCAGCCCCAGUGAGUUUUUCUUUCUAGAUAUACAGACUAAUGAUGAACUAAGCCAAUCUUUGUUUCUUGUGCUGGGGAAAUCCCUGGACCGAGAGGAAAGUGCUGAGGUUAAUUUAUUACUGGUGGCUACGGAUGGGGGCAAACCUGAGCUCACGGGCACCGUUCAAAUAAUUAUUAAAGUAUUAGAUGUGAAUGAUAACGAGCCUACUUUUUCCCAAUCCCUUUACAAAGUACAAUUGCUAGAGAACAUUGCAAAUGGCACCUUAGUAAUUAAACUAAAUGCUUCUGAUGAAGAUGAAGGAUCAAACAGGGAGGUUGUAUAUUCAUUCAGUAGUGAUGUGUCCUCUUCUAUACUGACAAAGUUCAAAAUAGACCCCACCUCAGGAGAAAUCAGAACUAAGGGGAAAUUAGAUUAUGAAGAAAUGAAAUCCUAUGAUAUUCAAGUUAUUGCUUCUGACAAAGGAACUCCGUCAAUGUCAGGACACUGUAAAAUUUCAGUAAAACUUGUGGAUAUCAAUGAUAACACACCAGAAGUCUCAAUAACGUCUCUCUCGCUUCCCAUCCAAGAAAACGCUCCGCUGGGCACCGUCAUCGCGCUCAUCACGGUGUCCGACCGCGACUCAGGGACCAAUGGGCAGGUGACUUGCAUGUUGACGGCACACGUCCCGUUCAGGCUGGUGACUACUUUUAAGAAUUAUUAUUCUUUAGUGCUGGAUAGCGCUCUGGACCGAGAGACCACAUCUGAGUAUAAGGUGGUGGUGACCGCGCGUGACGGGGGCUCGCCUCCGCUGUGGGCCACCGCCAGCGUGUCGGUGGAGGUGGCCGACGUGAACGACAACGCGCCGGUGUUCGCACAGGCCGAGUACACGGUGUUCGUGAAGGAGAACAACGCGCCCGGCUCGCACAUCUUCACGGUGUGGGCGCGCGACGCGGACGCGCAGGAGAACGCGCGCGUGUCGUACUCGCUGGUGGAGCGGCGGGUGGGCGAGCGCGCGCUGUCGAGCUACGUGUCGGUGCACGCGGAGAGCGGCAAGGUGUACGCGCUGCAGCCGCUGGACCACGAGGAGCUGGAGCUGCUGCAGUUCCAGGUGAGCGCGCGCGACGCUGGCGUGCCCGCCCUGGGCAGCAACGUGACUCUGCAGGUGUUCGUGCUGGACGAGAACGACAAUGCGCCUGCGCUGCUGGGGCCUCCCGGCGGCGGCGGCGGCGGCGGCGGCGGCGCGCGCAGCGAAGUGCUGUGGCGCUCGGUGGGCGCUGGCCACGUGGUGACCAAGGUGCGCGCGGUGGACGCGGACUCUGGCUACAACGCGUGGCUGUCGUACGAGCUGCAGCCGGCGGCGGCCGGUGCGCGCAGCCCGUUCCGCGUGGGGCUGUACACGGGCGAGAUCAGCACCACGCGCGCGCUGGACGAGGCGGACGCCGCGAGGCAGCGCCUGUUGGUGCUGGUGAAGGACCAUGGCGAGCCGGCGCUGACGGCCACCGCCACGGUGCUGGUGUCUCUGGUGGACAGCGGCCAAUCGCCCAAGCUGUCUUUGCGUGCAUCGGAGGGCGCCGUGGCUUCGGAGGCGACGCUGGUGGACGUGAACGUGUACCUGAUCAUCGCCAUCUGCGCGGUGUGCAGCCUGCUGGUGCUGACGCUGGUGCUGUACGUGGCGCUGCGGUGCUCUGGGGCGGCUGUGGGGCGGAGCGAGGGCGCGUGCGCGCCUGGGAAGCCUGUGCUGGUGUGCUCCAGCGCGGUGGGGAGCUGGUCCUACUCUCAGCAGAGGAGGCAGAGGGUGUGCUCUGGGGAGGGCCCGCCCAAGACCGACCUCAUGGCCUUCAGCCCCAGCCUUCCUCAAGGUCCAGACUCCGCAGAAGAAAAACCACAGCCCUCAGACUCAGAAUACAUAGGAAAGGAAGAUGAGUUUGGGUGA